Molecule: messenger RNA, 426 nt
Organism: Paraglomus brasilianum
Lineage: Eukaryota; Fungi; Glomeromycota; Glomeromycetes; Paraglomerales; Paraglomeraceae
Source: the annotation of a GenBank genome assembly
AUGUCGUCGUCACCUUCGCAAUACGCAAUGCCUACUCCACAACCGUAUACAAAUGAUUCUUCAAUUACUCCCACAUACCCUAAUGCUUCCUAUGCUCCAACCCAACAACCGUCUCGGCCCUUUUCAUCAACGACUCCUGUUGACUCUCAGACCGUAGAAAAGAGUGAAAACAGUGGCGAUAUCAGAAGUAGAACCACUAGGGGGAAGACAAGAGGGGAGAAUAACUUUGCAACUAAUAUGUGCUUAUAUGGAACUUCAUUGAACGUUAUACGUUCUUCUCGAUAUGAGGAGACUGUGAUCAUAUUAAUUAUCAUGAACGGUGAUGAAGACACCGGCACAAAAGAGAAUCACGAAAGCCAGUGUCUCUGUAUUCUACAUGAAGAAUUAACGUUGAUUAUACCGGAGAAGACAAGGGGAACGUUAUAA